AUGGGAACAAACGGUAUUCUUGAUAAUAAAACAAACGGUAUUCUUGAUAUUGGCAAAAAACCGUUAACACGUUGGAGUUGUUCUGAUGUGGAUCAGGAAACGGUUAAGAUGAUUCUUGGUGAGCGAUUACGCUUUCCGUAUGCAAGCAACGUGAUUGCGCCAAAUCGAAUAAUGAAGAGUGCAAUGAGUGAACAGCUGGCAACAUACCAUAAAAAUGAUAUGAAAAAGAGUGGUAUACCAACACGCGAGUUGAUUAAUUUGUAUGAAAAAUUUGCUGACGGUGGUUUCGGAACUAUCGUUACUGGCUGUAUUAUGAUUAAUGGGAAAGAUAUCGAAGCUCCGGGUAAUGUAAUUAUCGAUAUGGAAUCAGAUUCUGAUGAGCGUCGAAAUGCAUUUAUGGAAUGGACUGAAUGCGCUAAAAGAAGUGGAAGUAUCAUUAUCGCACAGCUGUUCCAUCCCGGAAAAUGUGCUGCUGAUUUACCACAUAAAACGGAUUUCGAUAUUAAUAAAUUGACACGGAAGCAAAUUGGAGAACUAAUUAAUGAUUACGCUUAUGCUGCAAGAUAUGCUCAACAAUGCGGUUUCAAUGGUGUGGAAAUAUCAUGCACUUCUCUUUUCGCUCUUGGGCAACUGAUCACAAGCGGUGAGAAUACCCGUGACGAUGAAUUCGGUGGCGAAUUAGAUAAUCGUGCCAAAAUUUUAUUUAAAAUUAUCCAAGCUAUACGAAUGAAAAUCAGUAAACCAAGCCGUUUUGUAAUUGGCCUCAAAUUAUUUUGCGACAAUUUUGAGCCCGAUUACAACAGUGAUACAUUUGGUGAAUUUAUUCAUAACGUUGAGAAAACUGGCUUUGAUUAUAUAGCUAUAACAGGUGGAGAUUAUAAUUUGAUCAAAGAUUUAAAACGAGACGAUGAAUCGAACAAGUGUGAAUAUUUCUAUCAAAAUUUCGUAAUUACAAUGCGAAAACAUUUGACAAGAACAAAAUUAUUUAUGAGUGGUGGAUUUGUAACGCUUACGGAUAUGGUUGCUGCCGUUCAUAACGGUUGGGCAGCAGGCAUUUCACUUGCAAGGCCUGUAGCUGCUGAACCAGACCUGCCGAAAAGAUUAUUUGCUGGAGAAGUGAAAAGCGCAACGAAAUCAUUAUUUGACCCAGCUGAUUAUUCCAUCGAGGUAAAAUUUGCCGGAUCACAACUUUGGCAACACGGUUACUUGCUGACUGUAAUGGAUGCAUCAAAUCCUGAUCAUAUCGAACAAUUCAUGAAAGAUUUGGAUUUUCAUGAAAAACAAAAAUUAGUUACUUCGAAUAAUGAAGAAUUAGUUGUCGGUUAUCCGAAAACAGUUGUAAAUCCGGAAUUACUAGAUGAGGAUAUGCUCAAACGAAUUCAGCAACCGUCAAAAGAGAUAAUAUCCACUGGAGCUGUGAUCUUAGACGGACAUACAGCAGGAGAUGAGCUAACCACAAAGAGGGAUGAUAUGGAGAGAGAGCUGAUAGAAGAGGAAAUGCAUCAUGUGAUAAAGAAACAGUUGGAUUAUGGAGCACCGGGUGAUUUGCAAGAAAAUAUUGUCGAGGAUUCGUUUCGUACGGUGGUGAAAGAGCAUGAAAAUUUGCCGGAUGUUGGUGUGGAUAUAAUUGAGGAAACCAUUGAAAAAGUGAUUCUAACUCAAUCGAACUUCUCGGAACCACCUCAAUCGGACUUCUCGGAACCACCUCAGUCGGAGUCAAUUGAAUCACCAAUGCAAAAAGCCCAAACUGAUGCCAUUGAAACAUUGAAUACCAACUUCAAUGAUGCCAAAACUGUACUGGAACCUGCACUUGAGGAAGACAUGAAAGUUGUAGAUGAAGUGAUUAAAGAUAUCACCGAAGGAUUGCGUAAGGAAAAUGAAGUUAAUACACAAGCAGUAGCUGAUAGAGAUGAGCAAUAUAUGGAGACUUUGUCCCCUACUCAACAAUCCGAAAUUAAAGAAACAGCAGAAGUGAUCUCGGGAUUUUCAGACGAUGAUAGACCGAUCAUUUCUGGAAUCGUUGAGGAAGUUAGUAAUGCCGCUGAUGACACAAUAAAACCGAUGGAACAUGCUGCAGAGCAGGAAAAUGCAGAAAGUCCAACUACUGAAAAUGGAAAAUAUCCAAUGAUUGAAAGAGAGCCUCCUGUUGGAAGCGAGAAUUAUGAUGUCGAUGAAAAUGCUGUCGAGGAGGUAAUGCGCAAGGAAAUAUAUGGUGUUUCAACCCAAAUGACGACAUCAUUUAUGGAGGAUUCAAUAACGCAUCAGAAUGAACUAUCGCCUGGGAAAGGUGACGAAGAAUUUGCAAAUGCAUUGGAGUUUCAAGAUACCGAAGGAAAUCAUGAAAUAACAGGAAUUACCGAGAAGGACCAGCAGGAUCAUUUACAAGAUUAUUCUGAAGAAGAUAUGAUUGAGCCUCAUGCUCCUGAAGGCGUAACGGAAGCUUAUAUUCCAAAAGAUAUAACUGAAGAUUAUAUUUCAAAACGCAUGGAUGAGCAUUUUUUAGAAAGAACUGAUGGAACUAAUACGUCAAGAGACUUAACUGAUGAUUAUUUCCACGAUGAUAAUAUGGACAACGGUAUAAAAGAUGAUUUACGAUCAGAAGCAACUAUAUCAAAAGAUAUGGCAACUGAUGAUCUUGUCCAAGAAUAUCCUAUGGUUAAAGAUUAUAAGAAUCAACAUCCAGAAGGCUUCUUGGAAGGCGAAGUAAACCAACGAGGAUUGGAUGAGUUAUCAGGUGAAGUAGAUCAUUCCAGUGUAUCAUCAACAACGUAUUCAACAUUAAUGGGUGGAAAUGGAGAGUCCGUUUUUUAUAAAGAUUACUACGAUUCAGUUCGUAAAUAUUCAGUUCCCAGCCAAUCACCCAAAGAAACUUAUCACAGUGAAAUUUAUGAAAUACCUAGCGCUGAAUCGAAGGAUAUAAAAAGUGCCGAAAACUUAUCGGGUGAAAAAGUUGACACAAGUCAAGUGCAGCAGGAAUUCGAUACUGACAAAUCUCUAACAGAUAGUAGUACAACUCAUAGACAUGGAUUAACUGGCUUUAUUUCGGAUUCUGUACAAAACUUAAUCACAUCUACAAAAAAUAAAUUUGAUGAGAUGCUCAGUGAAAGUGACAAAAAACAUCAACCGGAUUUGCAAUUUACGAUGAAAACAAAUGAAGUAACGGAAGAUGAUGGACGCAAAUAUGAGGUCUAUACGGAGAGCUACACCGUUUCUAAUGCAGACCAUAGGUCAUCAUCGGAUUUCGGCGAUACCAAAGCAUUUUCAACCGAUGAUUCUGAUAAAUUCAAGGUGCAUGAUGACGAUUUAACUAGUGGAUCCACGGAUACACAGCAUUCCACCGAAACCAUUAUCACAACAAUGACAAACCAAGAUGAAAAAGAAUCGAUAAAACAUCAAGACGGUUUGUUUGGCGAUAAAAAAAGUACCGAUGAGCUUGAUUUUGAAUUCAUUCAUUAA
This is a messenger RNA of Cercopithifilaria johnstoni, 3456 nucleotides long. The record is from the annotation of a GenBank genome assembly. NCBI's taxonomy places the organism in Eukaryota, Metazoa, Nematoda, Chromadorea, Rhabditida, Onchocercidae.